AUGUCCUUUUUGACAGCAUCCAACAAUAAAAUCCGCUUGUUGUGGAGCCGAACAGAGCAGUCGUGGAUACAACAAGAAUGGAGGUGUGUUCUUUUCAGUGAUGAGUUGAGAUUCCCUACAAGAAUAGUUUUUGCCGAAUCCUCAUCUGGAAAGAACGAGAAGCUCACCAAUAAACUCUCCUAUGUAAAAGAAAUCGACAGAUUUGAUCGUCAAGGAAUCCUUGUCUGUUAUGGCUUAUUGUUAGACAAUCGUACAUCACUGCAUGUCUUCAAUGGGGAUGCUGUUACUGCACAUCACUAUACAGAGAAGGGCCUUGAAGCUCAUGCCAGAUUGUUCAGGGGAUUGCUGUUAAUUUUUAUGGACGGUAAUAUGAAGCCAUAUAGAGCCCAGAUUGUUGAUGAUUUUCUUGACAAGAAUAUUCGCCGUAAGAAUCGGCCCUCGAGGUCUCCGAAUCGUAAUCCUAUUGAACAUGUUUGGGAUUGUCUAGAAAGAGCCAUUGAACAGCUCAACGUUCUUCCGAAUACCCUCCAGGAAUUAAAAGCAGCGCUUUUAGAAGAAUGGGCUUCGUUGUCAUAA
Argiope bruennichi is the source of this 576-nucleotide messenger RNA. RefSeq lists its product as uncharacterized. Gene Ontology annotation, molecular function: nucleic acid binding. Lineage: Eukaryota; Metazoa; Arthropoda; Arachnida; Araneae; Araneidae. The record is from RefSeq and is a predicted model, not a curated record. The transcript has a single exon. The coding region runs from base 1 to 576 and encodes 191 amino acids.